AUGGCCACCGUCGCCGUCUUCAGGCCGUCGCGCACCGCCGGCAGGCUGCCGCAAUGGCAUGCGCGCCCUCUUCAGGCCAGCCCCAUCGCCUUCUUCGCACUGCGCCGCUCCUUCUCCUCAUAUCUCGUUACGCCGAAGGAGCUCAACGAGGCCCUGAAGAAGAACCCGCCCUCCAAGAUCAGCCCGGAUCCCCGCGUCAUCCCCCUCUGCGCCUCCUGGUUCCUGCCCAACGAUGGCCGCACAGGUAUCGAGGUCUUCCGCCAGCAGCGCAUCCCCAAGGCCCGUUUCUUCGACCUCGAUAGGGUCAUCGAUCGCCGCAGCCCCUACCCGCACAUGCUGCCGUCCGCGAAGGACUUCGCCGCUGCCAUGAGCGAGCUCGGCAUCCGCAAGGAGGACACCGUCGUCGUCUACGACAGCAAGGAGCUCGGCAUCUUCAGCGCCCCGCGCGUCGGCUGGACCCUCAAGAUCUUUGGUCACCCCAAGGUCCACGUCCUCAACAACUUCAAGCUGUGGGUUGACGAGGGCCUGCCCACCGAGUCGGGCGAGCUGUACACUACCGAGUGCUGCCCGUAUCCCAUCCCCAAGAUGGACGAGUCCAAGGUCGUCGACUUUGAGGAGGUGCGCGAGAUCGCGCUGGACCACAACAAGGAGGGCGCCGAGGGCGUGCAGAUCAUCGAUGCCCGGUCGCCGGGUCGCUUUACCGGCAAGGACCCGGAGCCGAGACCCGGCCUGUCGUCGGGCCACAUGCCGGGCUCGAUCAACAUCCCCUUCAACGCCGUCCUGGACCCCGAGACCAAGGCUUUCUUCCCGGCUGAGAAGCUCAAGAAGAUCUUCCGGGAGAAGGGCGUUGACCCCGAGAAGCCCAUUGUCUCGAGCUGCGGUACGGGCGUGACUGCCUGUGUCAUCGAGACGGCUUUGGAAGAGGCCGCAUACGGCUCUCCUGAGAAACGUAGAGUCUACGACGGAAGCUGGACUGAAUGGGCGCAGCGGGUUAAGCCUUCCGACUCGCUCAUCAGGAAGGAUGAGUAG
Colletotrichum karsti is the source of this 1029-nucleotide messenger RNA. RefSeq names its product thiosulfate sulfurtransferase. The transcript has 2 exons. Bases 1 to 1029 code for a protein of 342 amino acids. Gene Ontology annotation, biological process: transsulfuration. The record is from RefSeq and is a predicted model, not a curated record. Gene Ontology annotation, cellular component: mitochondrion. Gene Ontology annotation, molecular function: thiosulfate-cyanide sulfurtransferase activity. Lineage: Eukaryota; Fungi; Ascomycota; Sordariomycetes; Glomerellales; Glomerellaceae.